GCAACAAUGCUCCGGUCUACAAUGUCAAUUGUCACUGCGUCUGUCAUUUGUGCUUCCUUUGGAGAACUUGUUCUAGAGGUGUGAGGUUUAUCGUGCUUAGAGGAAUUUAAUUUAAAAGCUUGAUUAACAAUGGAAAACGAAGCUGGAGAGUUCGUGGACUUGUAUUGGCCAAGGAAAUGCUCUGCAUCAAACAGAAUUAUCCACGCUAAAGAUCAUGCAUCCAUACAAAUUAGCUUCGCUGAAGUCGAUCCAGUUACCGGCAGGAUGACUGAUAACUCCAAAAGCUAUGCUUUAUGUGGAGCGAUUCGAAGGAUGGGAGAGUCUGAUGAUUGUAUUGUCAGGCUCGCGAAGCGAGACGGCCUUAUUGCGAAGAACUUCUAGAAUCUAUGGCCAGCGUUUAACUGUGUUGCAAGUUAAAUGGAUUUUAAGUCAAUAAAUUAAAUUUCCAAGA
Dendroctonus ponderosae (mountain pine beetle) is the source of this 451-nucleotide messenger RNA. It is a transcript of the gene RpS21, whose product is annotated as 40S ribosomal protein S21. Gene Ontology annotation, molecular function: structural constituent of ribosome. The record is from RefSeq and is a predicted model, not a curated record. Gene Ontology annotation, cellular component: ribosome; cytosolic small ribosomal subunit. Bases 130 to 381 code for a protein of 83 amino acids. Gene Ontology annotation, biological process: endonucleolytic cleavage in ITS1 to separate SSU-rRNA from 5.8S rRNA and LSU-rRNA from tricistronic rRNA transcript (SSU-rRNA, 5.8S rRNA, LSU-rRNA); translation; endonucleolytic cleavage to generate mature 3'-end of SSU-rRNA from (SSU-rRNA, 5.8S rRNA, LSU-rRNA). The transcript has 4 exons. NCBI's taxonomy places the organism in Eukaryota, Metazoa, Arthropoda, Insecta, Coleoptera, Curculionidae.